Molecule: messenger RNA, 1494 nt
Organism: Gallus gallus (chicken)
Lineage: Eukaryota; Metazoa; Chordata; Aves; Galliformes; Phasianidae
Gene: G6PC3
Product: glucose-6-phosphatase catalytic subunit 3
Exons: 7
Coding region: 187-1215 (342 amino acids)
Biological process (GO): gluconeogenesis; glucose 6-phosphate metabolic process
Cellular component (GO): membrane
Molecular function (GO): glucose-6-phosphatase activity
Source: RefSeq, a predicted model, not a curated record
AGGGCGUGCUGGGAAGUGUAGGAGGCCGAGGCGGUUAGCGGCCUGCCGGCGGGGAGGGCCGCGGGGACCCGGCCCCAGGGUGAGGUCCCAACCCCCGCUGCGAGCUCCUAGGCCGGCCCCGGGCCGCGGCUGCUGCCCUCCCCGCGCCAUAACGGCCCUCUGCAGGGCUCCCUGAGCGCCCACACCAUGGAGGCCCUCCACACCGCCGGGAUCCACUUUGCCGAGGUGCUGCAGUCCGGACCGCCCUGGAUGGAAAACUUUUGGAUCACCAUCACUUCUGUGGCCGACCCCAAAUGCAUCUUCACCGUGUGCUUCCCGCUCGCCUAUUUCCUCGACCGCAAGGUGGGGGUGGCGGUGCUGUGGGUCGGGCUGGUGGCUGAGUGGCUCAACGUGGUCUUCAAAUGGUUUUUAUUUGGGGAACGCCCGUUCUGGUGGAUCCACGAGUCGGGCUUUGCCAGCCGGCAGCCGCUCACACUGCGUCAGUUUCCCGUCAGCUGCGAAACGGGACCAGGCAGCCCCUCCGGCCACUGCAUGAUCACCGGGGCAGCACUGUGGCCGCUGGUGACUGCGCUGACAGCGUUGGCAUCCCGACACUCCAAGAGCCUCGUGCUGAAGCUGAUCCCCUUCAGCGCCUACACGCUGCUGCUGCUGGCCGUGGGGCUCUCGCGGGUCUUUGUCCUCGCUCACUUUCCCCACCAGGUGCUCGGUGGCAUUGUGGCAGGGGCCGCCCUGGGCUGGGGGCUGCAGGCUCACAUCCCAGCCACGCGCUCUCUGGGUUUCUUCGCUGCCACAUCGCUGGGGCUGCUGCUGGGUUCGGUCGCCCUGCAUAGGCUCAUGGUUGCUGCUGGCGUUGACAUCGACUGGUCCAUCCGUUUGGCCACCGCUUGGUGCAAAGACCCGUCCUGGCUGCGCCUCGACACGCGGCCCUUCGCCUCCAUCUGCCGCGUGGCGGGCAGCUCUCUGGGGCUGGGCUUGGCUGCCGGAGACCCCCAACGUUGGGACAAACCGUUGCCCCCCCGGCAGCGAGCAGCCUGCGCCGUGCUGGCGUUGGCAGCCGUGCGGGGGCUGCAGCACAUCCCCCAACCCCAGCAGGUGACACUGUGGUACGCCUCCAGCUUCCUCAAGUACACCGCCGGGCCCGGGAUGGUGGCUGUGCUGCUGCCCCGCAUCGCCCGCACCGUUAUCCGCCCCCAGAGCCCCCCCCACGCGGAAUAGUGGGCUGGGGGGGGGGGUGGGGGGGGGGUCCCCAACCUUGGCACGGUGAGCGCCCACAUCGCAGCAUCCCAUCUCAGAUCACUACACCAAUCCUCUCCAAACAGGGGCAGCCCUCACCCCCCACCUCUCCAGGUUCCUCCUGGGAGGGGGGAAUCCCCAACACCCCCCCCCCCCCCCCCACAUUUCCUCCUGGGAGGGGGGAACCCCCAACUCCCCCCAUUUCUUCCUGGGAGGGGGCACUCCUCACCCCUCUCUGCCCCCAAUAAAGGUACUGUUACA